UAGAGGUUGUGAAAGAAAAUGAAGAUUUCGAAGCUCCGUUGCUGGGACUGGUGUAAGGAGCAAAGAACGCGUGCUUAUAUCAUCUGGAGGUGUUUGCUUUUCUUGUUACAGUGGGAAGACUAAAGAUCGAACAAGAAUGUAUCGGGAGCUUGGCAAAGGAAUUGAACGAAGAUGGAGUAGAGAAUGUGACACUAUCAAGUUCGGUAUUUACGGGGACACAAAACGGCGUGAGGAUAAAGUCGUGGGCGAGGCCAAGUAACGGGUUCGUUAAGAACGUCUUCUUCCAAGACCUGAUCAUGGAGAACGUCCAAAACCCAAUCAUAAUCGACCAAAACUAUUGUCCUUCCCACCAAGGUUGCCCUACCGAGGUAUAUACAUAUCCACAUUUAUCUUAUUUAGAUAAGACUGAUCGAAUAAAGUUAUCAAAUAGUGAUCUAAGUUCUAAUAAAUAUUUAUGUGAAAUAGCAUUCGGGGGUGAAAAUAAGCCAAGUAACGUAUAAGAACAUACAAGGAACUUCCGCGACACAACAAGCAAUGAAGCUGGUGUGGAGCCAGAGCAACCCAUGUACAGGAAUCACAUUACAAGACAUUAAGCUUACUUACAAGAAAGGAGCUCCUGCUACUUCAUAAUGUUUCAAUGCUAUUGGGACUAGUCUCGGUGUUACUCAACCUACUAGUUGUCUAAACCAAUAAAAUCAAAUACUAUUGGUGUAAAGAUUUAGUUGGUGUAAGAUGAGAUGGUAAAAUGUUAUUAGGGAAUUGAUGUUUUCAUCUUUUAAGCCUCGCGUCCUUGAAUAUAAGAUUAAAUACAAUAAUAUAAUAUUAAUCCAAAUAGUUUUGUUCCCAAUGGCGUUGGAUAUCAACAAGUUAAAGAGCAAACUCCAUUGCUUUUUUUUUGUAAAAAAAAAAAAAAUCUUCUCUCACCACAUCGGUUUGAAUCUUUACAAGAAUGCAGAUUACAAUUGGAGAUGAAGGUUUUUCAUUUCCCAGCUGAUUCUUUUGCUACGAAGAUAAUGGUUGCUGGAAAAGAUCUCACGUUAAAAUAACUAUGAGUUAACUUGAAUAUUUAUGGAAUGCAUAAUCUUUUAAUUUUUGGUUAUAUGAUUUUAAUUCAGAUUUCUAGUCUACCAAUGAAAGUUUCAUACUUGAAUAUAUACAUUUAGACAUAUAGUUACUUACUCCUUUCUCAUCAACGGUUCACCUAGAGAAAAAGUCACACCUAGUAGAGGUAUCCGUCAAGGAGAUCCCUUCUCACCAUACAUCUUCAUUUUGUGUAGUGAGGUUCUCUCGGAUUUAUGUAACAAAGCACAAGAGGAGGGUUCUCUAAAAGGAAUCUGUGUAGCCCGAGGGAGUCCUCAGCUCAAUCAUCUCCUCUUUGCGGACGACACGAUGUUUUUCAUCAAAGCUUGCAAAAAAGUAGUGAAGCCUUGCAGCGAAUCCUCCAAAGAUAUGAAGCAGCCUCCGGGCAAUUGAUCAACCCGGAGAAAUCAGCUAUCACUUUCUCUCGAUGGACCCCAGCUUCUCUGAAACAGACGAUUAGGGAUACUUUGAGUAUCCAAAAAGAGGGCGGCACCGGGAAAUAUGUUGGCCUACCGGAGCUGUUUGGGAGGAAGAAACGAGAUUUAUUCACGUCUAUCGUAGAUCGGAUUCAGCAAAAAGCGAAGAGUUGGUCGAAUCGACAUCUAUCCUCGGCUGGGAAAAUGACUAUGCUCCGGAGCGUGCUCUCCCCCAUUCCUUCCUACUCGAUGACUUGUUUCAAGCUCUUCGUCUCACUCUAUAAAAGAAUCCAAUCAGCUCUCACCCGUUUCUGGUGGGACGACCGAGACAGAAACCGGAAGAUGUCAUGGAUUGCAUGGGACACAAUGACUCUCCCAAAGGACCAGGGUGGACUCGACUUCCGUGAUAUUGAGAGUAUCAAUGAGGCUUUCCUCACCAAGUUAAGCUGGCGUAUCGUCAGAUAUCCUAAAAGCCUACUCGCGAGGAUUCUCUUAGGCAAAUACUGCUCAUCAGACUCUUUCCUCUCUGCCCCAAUUCCCUCAGCGUGCUCCCAUGGCUGGAGAGGUAUCAUGCUAGGAAGGAAUAUCAUCUCGAACAACUCUGGAUGGGCAGUGGGAAAUGGCAUGAACCUUAAUGUUUGGGAAGAUCCAUGGCUAAGCUCCUCUUCUCAAACCAGAACAAUGGGGCCAGCACCAGAAUCACUUGUGAAUCUUACAGUUGCGGAACUCUUCCAGUCCGAGGAAAACGUAUGGAGCUUGGAGAAGAUCCGUCAGUUUCUUCCCUUCCAUGAACAGGAGAUACUCGCCAUCAAGCCAAGCUUCUCGGGUGCACCAGAUAAACUCAUCUGGCUCAAUGACAAAACAAGGGAGUUUACUACUAAAUCAGGGCUAUAACACUGUCUGACAAGCCAUCCCAGCUCUAGAACCAGCCAACCCACAAACCUCCAACUUCAAUUGGAGGAAGAGCGUAUGGAGAGUUCAUACAGCCCCAAAGAUAAAGCUUUUUCUCUGGAAAAAUUUCCACAAAGCCCUGCCCACAGGAGAUCAAUUACUAGCCCGCCAUAUAGAUGUUGUUGGAAAGUGUAAGAGUUGUGGCCUACCUGAAUCUAUCGACCAUCUGUUUCUCCACUGUACCUUUGCGCAUACCGUUUAGACCCUCACUCCAAUCUUCCUGAGGCUCGAGUACAACGG
This is a messenger RNA of Brassica napus (rape), 2687 nucleotides long. RefSeq lists its product as uncharacterized. The transcript has 2 exons. The record is from RefSeq and is a predicted model, not a curated record. NCBI's taxonomy places the organism in Eukaryota, Viridiplantae, Streptophyta, Magnoliopsida, Brassicales, Brassicaceae. The coding region runs from base 1701 to 2390 and encodes 229 amino acids.